UCUCACUAGAUAUCUCGGAGAUAUCGAGCUGGGCUGCCAACAACACGUCUUCACCUGCGUUCUUCAACGUCUCGCAACUAGUCAUCUUACUACACGAACCACAUUCAUUGGCAAUAACGCAAGCGGUCCGUCACGAAACAUCUACACAGUUUUCGACCAUUUAUUAUUAUCAUGGAGCCUCGACGUAACUUCCCCAAUGGUCGCAGGUGCACUAUCCCCUUACCGCCGCCAAGGCACAACUCUUUCGAAUCCCAUACAAAGGAUCAACACCCUCGAAGUCGCGAUGCAGCGAAUUUCACAGCAUGGAUGGACCGUCAAUCCGAAAUGAUUACUACAGCCUAUGGAGAACCGUGGCAGCCAAGGCUCCCAGCUAGAUCAGCAUUGUCUACUAACCAGAGCAACGGAGAUGGAGAAACGGAGGCUGAGAAGAAAGAUCCAGCCAUGCAAUCGCAUGCCACCCAAGGCCGAGAUGAAAUAUUCAGGUUCACAACUCUAAUGAACACGGAAUCUGAAAGCUCCAAUUCCGCUUCUCGACGGCCACGCUGGGGAAGUCAAGCGUACACAAAACCGACCGUUUCCGCACAUAACAAUCACAGUCGCGGCAUGAAUGAACUUAAUAAGAGCGACUCCAUGGCUACCUCUGCCGAGGAAAUUCCUAUCGACUUGCUGCCAGGAGCACCCAAGGCGACGGAGAUCCUAAGUGAAGAGGAACUACAACACGACCAGACUUGGCAAACAGACGGCCAAGGAUAUCUCACUGAGCAGUUUGCAGAGCUUGGCUUGACAUCGUCAAAUCUCUACGUGGAGGAACUCUCAAUGAAUCUCCGACGCGCAGCGAUGGCAGACUCGCGGGUGAGAACAGACAAUUCGGCGCAUUCCAGCAAACAUUGCAGUUCGCGCUCGACGACGCCUUCAGGCGCGCAACCGGAGUCAUCGUCAUGGUCAAAGUGAGACUCUAUAACUACGCGAUGAGAGCUUCCUGAAAAUUGUCGAAAUCAGCAUGGAUUAC
Messenger RNA from Xylaria bambusicola, 1009 nucleotides. RefSeq lists its product as uncharacterized. The record is from RefSeq and is a predicted model, not a curated record. Bases 172 to 951 code for a protein of 259 amino acids. NCBI's taxonomy places the organism in Eukaryota, Fungi, Ascomycota, Sordariomycetes, Xylariales, Xylariaceae. The transcript has a single exon.